Molecule: messenger RNA, 3850 nt
Organism: Haliotis rufescens (red abalone)
Lineage: Eukaryota; Metazoa; Mollusca; Gastropoda; Lepetellida; Haliotidae
Exons: 13
Coding region: 1070-3817 (915 amino acids)
Biological process (GO): regulation of apoptotic process
Molecular function (GO): zinc ion binding
Source: RefSeq, a predicted model, not a curated record
UACUACAACCACUAUCACUACUAUUACUAUUAGUACUACUGAUACUUCAACCACUAAUAUAUGAUAUUCCACUAUAUCAGGGAAUCGUAAACAUGGACUACAAAAGGACAUCAGAUAAAGAAUUAUGAGUCGUGUGUUUUACACGUCACGUGACAAGAGAAGGGUCAACUAUUACUUAAUGACUGAGAUGCUGGGUGCCUGGUCUUGAACAGUUGUUUAGUAUCUCGGAUGCAUGUUUAUAUAAGACUUAUAUUGACAAUAGCUCAAAUAUACAAGACUAUUACUCGUGAAUUUUAUAUAGAACCACUUCAGCCUUGAUGAUCAUCCGGGACUUAGUCGGAGUUUAACGUCACUUGUGAUCAGUAUUUUAGUUAUAUGACAGCAACACUUGUUUGUACAUGUAUUGACAGAAACUCAUUCCAGAUUGGAGACCCGGUUUAUGUAACAAUGCGAUCGACCACGAGGUUUCUGAUAAAAACUGAACUAGAAUGCACGACUGGGAAGGCAACCUUGACAACAGUUUAGAGGACCCUCCCUCUGCACUAUGCAUUGCGUGACUUGCGUGGCUACGGCACUGGAUAUAAGUAUGUCCAGGUUUGCUUUCUGCACCUGAUGAUUCUUAAGCACAACCAUAUUCAAAUCUAUUUGCCACAUACAAGUUACAUUUGUACCUACAAAACUGGUGAAAAGGAUAACUUCUCUUUCUUGCACUGCAUUACACGAACGCUCUCGGCCUUGGGCUAUAGCUGAGUCUGCAUUCGUAUCCCCGCAUGUAAUGUAUGAUGAAAACUUUUGUGUUGUCCCCGACAUCAAAACUCGCGAAAUCGUAAACGUGCAUAUAAAUAGCCCCCCUGCUGCGACCGAAUGCAUUUGUCAUUGAAUAACCUGACCAUGACGAGUUAUCGUACCCAAUGAAGACAGGUGUUUAAUGCGUCACGCGAGUAGGCGCCACUCACAGCCCGAGUUCCGUUUUGUAGCUGAACAAGGCGACGGCCAUAUUUGACUUCUUGUUGUACCUGUGUCGUAUCUGUAGCUUAGUCCCUUAUACCCAAACACCUGACGUCAGAAGAUGGCUGCCCCCCACGUUGUCGUCCUCCAGAGGAACCACAAGUUCCUGAAGGAGAACCUUCUGGUGGACCCUGUGCUGGACGCCUUGUUGCAGGACGAUGUCUUCACACAGGCGGACUAUGACAGGUGUAGACAGGCUGGGCCGGAGAAAUGUGAGAUGCUGUUAGAAAUAUUAAAGAAGAAGGGACAAGAAGGGUACCGGACACUGUGUGCUGUCCUUGAUUCCUCUCAGCUGUUCAUCAAACAACGGCUUGAUGGAACCUCCACGGAAGCAGGUAGUUCAGAUCUCGUCUAUGUCAACAAGUUCAAGCUGGAAGCUCAGUACAAAAAGGAAAUUGGGGAAAAAGAGGACCAGAUAGCUGAACUGCAAUCUGCAAAGGAAAGACUUAAGGAACAAAUAAAACAAAAGGACUUGGACCACGCUGAACGGGAGGAAGCAAUUAAAAAGGAAAGAGAGGAACACAUAGCACAGAUGGAAAAGCAGGAGGAGGAAGUAGAAACAUUGAAAAUGCAACUGUCAAAGUCAAACGAUGAUUUGCAGCAGAGUCAGGCAGAAUGUGACGACGUGAAGAAGAGACUGCAUGAAGAACAGGAGGCAUACGAGGCCUUGUCAGGGGAUGCUAGGCCGCAGUCCCCAGAUAUUGAAGACAUUGCAGUGCAGGUCCAACAUACUGGUGCCAUUGACAGAAUGUGCCAGUUCUCAACUCAAUCUUGCUGUGAUGAAAGUCAGCUUUGUCUCCUUCCAUGCCUCCAUUCUGCCUGUAAACCAUGCAUUGAUCACCACGCUGCCCAAGCACAACAGAAGUGCCUCCAAUGUCCGUGUGAUCGUGAGUUCAACACGGAACAGACUGAAGUAGAUCAUGUUGGACGCAAUGAGGUUGCCUAUGCUGCCAACGUUGAGGGAGACAAGAAAUGUAACUACAUCGAGGGAGAUCAUGACGCAAACGCUGAGGUGUACUGUCACGAAUGUGAAAACCUGCUCUGCUCCUACUGUCAUAAACAUCAUGACGUACCGAAACGGAAUAGAAACCACAGAGUGGAGGAGGUCAAUCAGACAGAGAAUAUCCCCAUGAGGCAAUGGCUGAAGGAACCUAAUUGCACAGACCACCCAAACAAUGAACUCCAGCUGUAUGACCACACAUGUAAGAAGGCUAUCUGUAUUGUAUGUCUACAUGGGGCCCAUAGAGAUCACAAGAAAGAAGACUUGAAUCAUGCCCAUGAGAAGGCAAAGGGUCAGCUGGAGGAACAGUUGCAGAAUCAACGACGUAAACUGAAAGAUGUCACAGACAAAAUGGCAACUGUCAACAGUCACCAAGAUGAACUGGGAGAUAAACAGAGAAAGCUGGAACAAGCCAUCAUUACAGUUUGUAAAAGUGUGGCUGUAAAGUCCCUUCAUCGACAGCGAAAUCUGAGGAAAGAGGUUCAAAUGAGUUUGGAGGCCCCAAAUAAAACAGUUCAAGAGACCCUUGACACUAUACAUGACGUCCAUACUUCCAUUGCAUCCAUGAUAGACUACACACAGAGAACACUGGAAUCCACAAGAAGAGAGGAGCUCAUCACUCUCACUGCUGCAAUACUGAAGAAAUGUGAUGAAAAUCUCAAGAGGGAACUUCCAGAAGAUGACACAAGAGAUACAAGGAUCCUCCUUUCCUUUCAAGGCCAGAAAGCCCUGGAGGAACUCAUCGAUACAUUUGGUGGACUUGUCUCCUGUCUCGACUUGGAUCAUAUUCCAGACACACAGCGUACUUAUCAAGGUCUGCUUCAACAGAUACAUCUGCUGACAUUGAGAGAACAAGAAACAAACACGCUACAUGAAGAACGAUGGCACCAGCUUGUCAAGAUUUUAUUUCGCAUCCCAGGAAUCAAGGAAUCCGACUCUACUGUAUCUGGAUCACAGGAACUCCAGCCUGCACAGCCGACAUCACAAGACGUUUAUGAAGUUGUGACCAAAUUCAUAAUUGGAUCACUCAUGUCCACGGAGACAACUCCACGUGGAAUUUGCUUGACAGGCUCUUUCUGUCCAAUGCACAUCCUCAGAGAGGGCAGCAGUGUCAAAUACAUCAUCUGUCCUAAACUACAACUGCACGCUGAUCGAGCCAACACAGAUGAAUGCCACGUAACUACAGACGGUGAGCUGGUCAACUCGCGGCCCGCCACACGACACAGACACAGCGGCAGGUUUCAGAGAUACAUCGGCACCUGUAGUUCCACCCCCAUCCCCCUUCCUCCACACCCCUCUAAUGUCACCCCUGUCCCACACACACCACGAUACUGGGAGACCCACUCCAGGGUGGGUGUGGUGGGUGGGAGGACGUGGUGGCCUGUCGUGGAGAUGGGUGUGGUAGAGGAGAGCCAGGUGGACAGUGACUGUUAUGUUCGUGCACAGCGCCGCUCCUGGUGUGUCUGUGUAUGGAGAUGUGUCACACACCGGGGGAGUAUCUGUACCAGGGUGUAUCAGCAGGGGGAGCGAGGGGAGUGUUACAGAAACACAAUGUCUGACACACCCGGCACACAGGCCACCCUCCACUAUGGCGUUGUGCUUGAUGUGGGGAGGGGGAGACUCGGCUUCAUCGAUCUUGACAGGGAGAUUGUUUUGGCCAAGUUGGAUGUUGAGUGGAGGGAGUCUCUUCUCCCCGUGUUUAGUGUUGGGUGGCCAGGCGUCUACACAGUCAACAUGAAGGUGGUCAGCGGGGUGGACAUCACCAUGACUGACUCCAAGAAGUCACUUAUUUAUAACGCCCUCACAUAGGAAAUAAAAUAAACAUGACAUUGUGUAAACUUG